AUGCAUAUUAAGUGGUUGAGCAUACCAACGCCUCGUGUGACAUCACCACCACCGACCGAUGAUGUUGAUGGAGUCCUACGAAUCAUCGAAGUGAUGAAGGGUGCCGAGUUGUUCAAGGGUAACCUUCUUGAACUACUGCAGUUCAACGUCACCGAAACGUUCAUUAAGGAGUUUGACAGAGUUGCCUCCAUCUACCCACCCAACGUCAGUCUGUUGACAUACGCCGCACACUACAACAACACGGUGGCCUUCAAUCAUCUUAGACGCCAUCCGAACAUGUACUACGAUCCCAAGUAUUUCCCCAAUCUGAUCACCAAACAUGCCAACAUCGACAUGCUCCAGGGCUACCUCGCUGACGUUCCCGACCUCUGGUUACCAAUCAAUUGCAUACCAUCGUCGGUGGACACUGGAAACGUGCAGUUUGUGCGUCUGAUGCUUCAACACUAUGGUGGCACCAUUAAUCUGGAAGAAUACAACAAUUGUCUCGACCAAGUCAAGUUCACUCGACGUGGUGUCGAUGUGAGCAUGCUCAAGAUGCUUCACGAGGAGUUCAACUGUCUUUACAGUUUGACCAACCUCUGGCUGUCGGCACUGAAGCACUCGGCAAAGUGUAACAUGUUGGACAGUGUCCAAUACAUCCUUGACAACAUUCCCCAGGUGGUACGCAAACAGGGAGAUGAGAAGGAAGGAGACAAAGAAGAAGAUGAUGAUAUCAUGGAUUAUCAGAUUCUUGAGAAGUGUCUCAUGAGAUGUGCCAAGAUAGGAAAUGUCACCAUCUUCCAAGCGUUCGCCAAGUCAGCAGUUGGCAUCAAGUAUCUCAAAAAGAAGAACAUCAGCGAGAUCAUUGACGAGGCAGCCGACCGUGGUCAAGAGGCAUUCAUCAAGCAUCUGUUCAAACAUCAUGUAGGCAAUGAGAAUAUCACGACUAGGUGUGAGGAUAAGCUCCGCGACCUCUUGGAGGCGCCACCAGCCGGUGGCUCAAUGGAGUUGGCCAAGCUUCGCCCAACACCCUUGGCUGCACUUCGCAACGAUGACAUCGUGUCGCUCGAGUCGCUCUUUGACAAGUUGGAUGUGCUGGAAAAAAAGGAUUGCCUGAAGAUGUCCGAGUCAAUGGCAAGGUUCAUAUCCAGUCCGCGUGCCACACCGUUGAAGUUCCGUGGCACAUCAAUCUUGAACAUGGUGAAAGCUGUGGGCAAGACUGGCAGCAACAUCAACGCCGACAUUGUGUGCGAGUUCAUCAACAAUUGCCAACACAAGUCAACCAGCUCACUCUACAGCGCCAUGAAUACCGCGGCCGGCUUCUCUUCAAAGAUGAUGCAGCUGCUGCACACCAAGUUCAACACAGAUUACGAAGCCUCUAAUCUUUUGAAGGCAAUGAAGAAGAAGUGCCGCGAGACCAUGACUCUCCUCUUCGAAUGCCUGGACAAGAAAGAUAUUGAAGCCGAGCAUUCCCUCAAGAAAGCAAUGUUCAGUUAUAUCGCCAAUGCACCAUUGGAGGAUGUGAUCUUCUUGCUGGACAACAUGGACCAUAUCAAGAGCAACAUUGAAAUCUGUGAGUGGGCGGUGUGCAACAACAGAGUGGAGGUGUUUGAGUAUGUGAUCGGUCUGUUCACAACCGAGCAGUUUAUGAAAGAUACUGUCAUGGCCGAGCUCAUUGACCAGGCUUUUACGAAGAACAAGCCCAACCUGGUUCGCAUACUCCAACAACGCUUUGAAACAGAGGAGAACAAGCCAUUGGUGAGACCAACACUGGGAAUACUCCUGGUGUGUGGCGAGUAUGAUGCAUGUGACUCGCUUGAGUUCUACUUCAACUCAUCGUUAUUUACCAGCAUGCCCAGUCUGGAUCGUUUGAGGUCGCUUUACUCCAUCCAGCAUCACACCUAUGAUCACGCCACACACAGAGUGAUCAACUUGUGCAGUGAUUAUAUCAAGAGGAUCACACCAGACCAACAUCUGUCAACUCAAAUGCGAGUAGAGUACAAGCUAACAACAACAACUAAUGCCCAACAUGCUUCGCCAAAGAUGGAGAAAGCGUUCCACUUGGUAUUCAAUGAUAAGAAGUUGGGUAUGCGAGUGAUGGACCAGAUUGGAUAUAUCUUCAAGUCAUUGGGCUUGGAGGAUGAACAUAUCAAGGGUAAAGAUUUGCUCAACAAACAUUGUCUGAAUGACUACAUCCUUUACGGUGCGACAGAAUGGUUCAUCAAAGCAUACUCCGCAUCCAACUUUGCCAACAUCGCCUAUAUGAACGAUUCUCUGUUGGAGGAAGCGAUGGCCAAGUGCGACCCGCGCGCAGUGAAUGUCCUAAUGGCCAACCCAUACAUGUCGCUCAAGCCCGAUCUACUCACUUCAUACUUUGUUUGGAACGCGUCGAGCUGCACCAGUCCAGAGUGGGAGAGGAUGUUUGAUGAAUUUGUCAAGAUCACAUGCCAGACCGCCCAACUUGAUAUCAGCAAGUCCAACCUGUCACUGGUCAAACACCCAUCAUUCAUACGCAAACUGAUUGAGAGCGGAACCAUAUUCAAACAAUUCAAAGGCAGAAAUUCCUAUAUUGAAAGCCUUGAACGGUCCUGGCUUAAGGAGAAACCAUGGUCAUUGGAGAUGCUUCAACUGAUGAUGCAACACUCGCUCUUUGCUCCAAAGGGUCAGGUACGUCUGCUGCUAAAGGCCAUCGAGCUUGGUAUCACACCCAUCGUCAAACAUCUGGUUGUCGACGGCAACCUCAUUCAACAAAUAUUGGAUAAUCCCGAAAGGUCGAUGUGUGUGACUGCAGAGGAGCUUAUUGAUCAUUGUUGCGAGCAAGGACGUCUUGAGUACCUGGAGAUGCUACUCAAGGUCAUCCCACAACAGACAUAUACGGCUACCGAGGACAACUCCAAUGAACCGGGUAUUGGACUGCGUCAGCCUUUCCUCUCGGCGGCCAUGAAUGGACAUCUUGCCGUUGCUGAGAGGUUACACGCAAUCAUUCUCUCUUAUGGUCCUAGCGACUCGUCACAUGCAAUUGACGCGAUCACGGAUGUUUUGUCCAAUGGACACCUGGAUAUGGCCAACUUCAUCCUCAACAUCCUUUCGUCCAAUCCCGAGCGCUGUGCAAAAGACACUCGCUACAUCGAUGUUGUUCAUGAGCGCAUCUUGUCGAUUGAGUUGAUCGAUCGAAUGUUGGCACAUCCCAAUCUCAAGUGCAGGUUUAACGGUGUGCUUGGCAAUGCCAUUGCCUCGGGAAACAAGGAGGUGAUCAACAUGUUGAUGGGAACACUUCCAGAAACAACUCCAAUCAAGACGAACUAUCGAGAGGCUCUUGAACAAGCGGCAAAGAUCGGAGAUGUGGACAUGAUCAGUAGGAUCUUGGAGCACAAACCAAAGUCCAGUCUCACCUCUACUCACAUGUGCCUUUUGAUAAAGCAGAUAGGCCUUCCCGAUAGCAAGGUGACAGAGGACGUUUUCAUCGAGUUGGUCAACAAAAUGGAUGGUGGACCAGGGCAGUCGUCAUCAACCCUAUGCUCUUUGUUGUUGGCUGCAACGAGCAAUGGUUCACUCACAAUCAUCAAGUUCAUCGUGGAGAAGAUGUCAACCUUUGAAACAGGUGAUCCCAAUAGCGCAGUGCACAAGAUAAGCACUUACAGCAUGAAGGAGAUUAUCGACUCUUGUAUCGAACGUGGCGACAUUGAGUCAAUGGAAUAUCUGAUCCAGGUGGCCAUGAAAGUUUCAGCCACAGCCAACAAGAGGGGAUACAAACAUAAGAUCAGCGAGCUCUUCACUUUGCCAUCGUGUAACAUAUCGAUUCUCACACAUCUCUUUGACAAGGGCUACAUCACAGUCGAUAACCCCAAGGACAAUACCGUGUCAUCUCUGGUGGACUGGGCCUGCAAGUAUGGAAAGUCGGACAUUAUUCGUCUAGUGUACCAGCGUUGCACGACACCGGUACAGCUUAAGAGACAUCUUCCAUCGCUGAAUUAUAUUUAUUUGGCCGCAGCUGAGAACCAUCAUGAGGUGCUCACUUAUCUGUUUGAAGGUGAUGUCAAUGGUGGUGAGCCAUCACCCUUCAAACAAUCCGAGGUCAAGUUGGACAUGAAUCGCAUGCUCCGAUCAAUUCGUGUCAAUGCACUAAAUAAUGGCUACCUCAAGAUCAUCUCAUUGAUUGACCGAUUGUUAUAA
Molecule: messenger RNA, 4152 nt
Organism: Acytostelium subglobosum LB1
Lineage: Eukaryota; Evosea; Eumycetozoa; Acytosteliales; Acytosteliaceae
Exons: 2
Coding region: 1-4152 (1383 amino acids)
Molecular function (GO): protein binding
Source: RefSeq, a predicted model, not a curated record